Molecule: messenger RNA, 1260 nt
Organism: Naegleria fowleri
Lineage: Eukaryota; Heterolobosea; Eutetramitea; Acrasida; Naegleriidae
Exons: 2
Coding region: 1-1260 (419 amino acids)
Molecular function (GO): ubiquitin protein ligase activity; zinc ion binding
Source: RefSeq, a predicted model, not a curated record
AUGGUCAAGAAAAAGAGUGAAUUGUCAAAAUCCGAAAAUAAUCCUCCGAACACACUUUUCAAUCAUUGUAAUGAUGAACAAACUCUGCGCGAAACGUUGCAUGCUUUCAAAGUGGUCGAGUUGAAAGAUUUGCUCAAAAAGAUGGAAUUAGGAAAGGGAAUUUCAGGACUUCGAAAAGAACAAUUGAUCGAAAGGAUUGUGACUCAUCGACCUUUAUUACCUUCAAAUAAUAAUGAAUUAGAAAAGCCUUCACAAUUGGUGAAGAGAAAACACGAACAAGAUGAUGAAGAAGAGAUAAAAACUCCAACCAAGACGUCAUCGUCACAAACCACAAGCUCUCAAUUUACUUCACCUUCUUCUCUUAUUAACUCUCCAUUUGCUUCUUUGAAUGUUUCAACUCCUGCAGCAUCAUCUUCGACAUCAUCCAUCUUGCAUGAAAGUGUCACAUCUCCAAAAAAGAAGGCAAAACUCACAGAAGAAAAACGAAAAGCAAGAUUUGUACCCAAGCCAAGUAUUGCAACAAAAGAACGAAUUGAAAGAGCCAUGACUCAACGUUUGUAUUUAAUCGAGAGAAAGAAUAGAGUUGAUAACCUUGAAGAGGAAUUUGUCGUAUUGGGAUCGACUGGAAACGUCUACAACGUCAAUAUUUGUGAGGUCCCGAAAUGUUCCUGUCCAGAUUUUGAAAAAGGUCAUCUCUGUAAACAUAUCCUAUUUGUAUUUUUAAGAGUACUUCGUGUGAGUCAAUUUUCCCAUUGCAUUUACCAAAAAGCUCUUCUUCGUUCAGAGCUUGAAUCCAUAUUCAAAGAUGCACCGCCAAUUCCUUCUUCCGUCCAAGCCAGUGAACGAGUUGUCAAAGAAUAUAAACAUUUAUCAGGUGAAGCUCAAGAAAAUUCAGAACAAUUUUCAACAGUGAAGCGACGACCUCUCCAAGAUGUCCAUUGCCCGAUCUGUUAUGAAACAUUUGGUGGAUCUGAGAAGACAGAUUUCUGUAAAAUGUGUGGAAAUAAUAUUCACCAAGACUGCAUCAAAAUGUGGAAGAGUUUUAAUCCUAACUUUCCUUGUCCAGUGUGUCGAGCUCCUCAACUUGGAAAUUUAGCUGCGACUGGAAAAGUGGUGGAAAAUGAAGGAUAUGCAAAUCUUGCAGACUUUCAAAGUGGAAUGACGAGAGAAAGAGAAUAUUAUCAUUCGCCGAGAUGGUAUUCACGAAGGAGAUACUAUGGUGACGAUGAUGAGGAUUAUUAUGAAUCUGCUUAUGAAUAA